Molecule: messenger RNA, 971 nt
Organism: Penaeus indicus
Lineage: Eukaryota; Metazoa; Arthropoda; Malacostraca; Decapoda; Penaeidae
Product: U8 snoRNA-decapping enzyme-like
Exons: 4
Coding region: 264-734 (156 amino acids)
Biological process (GO): mRNA catabolic process; sno(s)RNA catabolic process
Cellular component (GO): nucleus
Molecular function (GO): phosphodiesterase decapping endonuclease activity; snoRNA binding
Source: RefSeq, a predicted model, not a curated record
CAUAGGAUAUCAGGCAUUGUCAUAAGAAGCCAUUAAUGAAAUUUUGUAUUAAGCAUUAAUGUUACGUUUUUUUUUUAAAUAGGUUGGUUGGCAAAUUCAUUUAUAUCAUAUAACCUUCUUGAAGUUCUUAUCCCACAAUUUCCACCCACCAAAAAGAAAAAAAAACAGAGAAAAAGAAAAGAAAAAAAUAAAUGAAUGAAUAAAAAAAAUAAUAAUAAUAAAUGUAAUAUAAGUCAUGCUCUACAUCCCACUCCUCGCAACAGAUGCACCUUCGCUUUGACGGCACCUUCGGCUUCCCUGGGGGUCUGAUUGAGGAAGGAGAGGAUGUGAUCGACGGCCUCAACAGAGAAAUGGCCGAGGAAAUUGGUUGGAACCCGGCAGUCCGGCAGAUUACCUGGUCGGAUUACUACAGUACUCAGUUAGAAACAAGAAAGAACAUGGUCCUACACUUCUUCAUUGUUCAAAUAACGCUUGAACAGUUCACUGAGCUUGAGAAGAACUGUGUUUUAGCUCCAGAGUAUGGAAAUGAGGUCUUUGGAACAAUUCGUGUUCCUCUAUACACAAUGGCCAACGAAUACAGUGGGUUACCAGCUUUCCUUAAUAAUAAGUUCAUCGGGAUAGCAAAGCAGCAGCUUCUGUUAGCACUGUAUCAGAAGAAGAUUAUGGCCGAGUCGGAAAUUACGGAAGUUUUGUAUAAGAGCCAAAACUACAAGUUAGCUCCGAAUAGGGUCUGAAAAAUUGAACGGCAGAAUUGGACAACUAAUACUGGCUUACAUCAGUGAGCUGAUGACUUGGUGCUGUUUGCAAUCAGUUCCUUUAUUUGACCUCCUUAGAUGUUUGUUGACAAAAGAAAGAAUAGAAGAAGCAAUAUAGAAUUUGAUCAUCAAUGUUUAAUGUAAACUGUUAGUUUUAUGUUUUUUUUAUUAUUACUUUAGCAUUGCAAGGGAUUUUGUGUGUUUUCUUGUACUCUC